Molecule: messenger RNA, 2652 nt
Organism: Cryptococcus amylolentus CBS 6039
Lineage: Eukaryota; Fungi; Basidiomycota; Tremellomycetes; Tremellales; Cryptococcaceae
Exons: 6
Coding region: 1-2652 (883 amino acids)
Cellular component (GO): Golgi apparatus
Source: RefSeq, a predicted model, not a curated record
AUGUUCGGCGUGUCGCUCCAGGACCGCCUCAAGGCUGCAGUCAAUACCCUCGAGGCCACAGGCUCCUCCCUCCACGCCCGCUCCCUCGCGAACCAGCAACUCCUGGACGCCGAGAACAACCGCCCAGGUACCCCGAGCAUCAAGUCGCCGCCAUCAGCCACAUCCCCACAGGUCGGGCAGCUCCCAGAGACACCACAGAAGGGUAAUGAGGAGAAACACGCGAUUGCCGAAGCUGGCAUCCAUCCCUCAGUCUCCACCAGCCAACUCGCCGAGAACGCGCUGUCCGGUCUGCGGCGCUCUUUUCAUUUCGGUGGAAAAAGCCAGACUGAUCUAGCUGGGAUAGUGGAUGGGUCAAGCUCGGCUCCUGUUUCGCCCGGGGCGCAAGGGCUCAAAGCUAUCGUGUCUCCUGGCCCAGCUUCGGCCGGGGCGACAUCGUCAGAUUCUACAUCCCUUAAAGCUCCCACUACGAUAUUCAACGUGGGAUCGGGCGACGCGUCAGAAGCUAUUACGCCGAUACCAAAAUCGCCACUGGCAGGUACGCCCACCCCGACACGGUCUGCCAAGAGAAUAUUAGACACGCGAGAGCCUGCCGAUAUCCCUUUACCACCCUCUCCUGACCUGUCAGCUGUGCCCUCUGCGAGCGUAGUGGACCCUCUAGGCGCAUUGUCUCUGGAUGGCAGCGGCGAUGUUGCUGGACUGGGGAUUGCUCUAGCCGGGGGCGCUGGGUCCGAUGCAGAUGCCAAGGCAAAUGGCGACGAGACACUCGUAGACUCUGAAGGGACUGCCAGCAAGCUCGCAGCUGCGGAGAGGAGAUAUGAGGAUCUCUCCCAAAGAUUCACUACCCUUCUCACCCAAUCCCACAAAGCCAAUCAGAUUCUGAAAGACUUGACGCCGCUCGAAGGGGGUCUAGGAGACCCAGAGGCCCUGGAGGGAUGGGUGAGGAUGAUGAAUGGCAAAGUCGGGAUGAUGGGCGAGGAAAUGUCGCGUUUGGCAAGCAAGAUGGAAUUACAAGAAUCCAGAAUAGAGGAGCUGCGUGAUACUCACCGCCUUGAACAAUCUUCCCAAUCUGAAGUCAUUGCCAAACUCCGUUCCGACCUCGCCGAUGCCCAAUCUAAAAUCACAUCUUCCACCACCUCCUCUGAAACACUCACCCAGCUCCGCGCAGACCUCUCUAAAGCUCAGACGCAAGCCAAAGAAGAAGAAGAGAAGCGCACGAAAGCAAUAUCGCUUCUCAAGACUGUCAGGCUGAAGCUGGUCAAGACGGAAAAGGACAAGGAAGAGUUGGAGAAAGAUAGGGCCAAUGAGAGGGCAGAGAGGAGCAGGGCAAUGGACGAGGUGGAGAAAGUCAAAGCAGAAAGGGAAAGAGAGGUCAACAACCUGAGGAAAGGGUUUGAGAGAGAGCUAGCCGGUGUCAAGGAGAAGGCGGAGAAAGAUUUGAAGGAUAGAAAAGCAGACUGGGAGUUGGAAAUGAUCACCACCAAGGCAACACAAGCCAAAGAGCUGUCCCAGAAAUCAACCAAGAUCGCUGGUCUCGAAUCCAUACUCAAGGAGCUCAACAUUGAAAAGCAACAAACCCACUCUGUCCUCCAAUCAAAACAAGCCGAAGCAGAAUCUGCCAAGGCAGAAAUGGAAAUUAUGCGAACCAAGACGAAAGAGUUUGAAUGGCAACUGCGCGAGGCAGAAGAGCGAUGCGCGCUCUUGGAGGCUGGGGAUCAGGGUCGGUCAAAUAGCGAGUUGGAUAUCCCUGGUGGGAGGAGCGAGUCGACUUCACCCGGUCCGGGCGCUUCACCUCAUGACGUUCAACGGCUUUUGGCGGAAUCUGAAUCUCGCGCCGAGUCCAAACUUUCAGACCUUCGUGCAAGAAUACGGGCCUUGGAAAAGGAAAGGAACGAGAUGGAGGAAGAGUGGGCUGGAAAGGUGCAAGAAAGGGUGCUGGAGUUGGAGAAGAUGAGGAGAGUCCUGCAGGAGAAGGAUCGGGAGUAUGCCGAGAGCUUGGAAGGGCUGAAAGAGAGGGAGCGAAAGAUCGAGGAAGGGGAAAGCAAAGUGAAGCAGCUCGAAGCAGAUAUCAUCCGACUGCGGACCAAGGUCGAGGAGGUCAAGAGCGAUAAGACGGUUGCUGUCGAAGCUGAGCGUAAAGCCCACGAAGAGCUGGCCGCCUUACAAAAUCAAAUCACAUCCCUUCAAUCUCAACUCGACGAAUCGAGAACUCAUGUCACCCAUCUCAAGUCUACAAAUAAGACACUCCGCGAUGAAAUGCGUAAAAUCCAGAGCUCAGUACAGCUUAUGGAAAGGCAGCGAAACCCUGGUGUAGGGUACUGGAGUGCGGGGGCUGGCGGUAGCACGGGCACAGCAGCAGGUUCCUCGGUCAGUGUAGCAGGAUCGGGAGUCCUUUCUCCGCCAUUACCGAGCGAAAGUCCUGCACCGGGGAGGAAGAGUCUGGAAAGCGUGAGAACGACGACAGCGACCGAUCUGGGAAGUGAGUCUGGGAGGAACCAGGAGGAAGAGGAGGUCAAUCUUGAGUAUCUACGAAACGUCAUCUUGCAGUUCUUGGAACACAAAGAGAUGCGACCAAAUCUGGUGCGGGUCAUGUCGGUCAUUUUGAGGUUUACGCCGCAGGAGUUGAGAAGGCUCAAUGCCAAGCUACUCACAUAG